GGAGCGUCACGUGCGCUGUGCUGUGAUCGGCGCAGUUGGCUGUCAGCCGGGCACCGGCGGGCGCGGCGUCGCGCGAGCCUACCGUUCCAGAGGUCGCGUCACGGGCCAUCUCCGGCGGCCGGUCUUUGCGCCAUGAAAAGCUGCGAGUUUCGCCUACCGUGGCUCCGGCGGAGUCCGCAGCCGCUGGAGCACACGAUCCCCAUCCGGUUGGAGCGCGGCGCGGCGCCGCAGCCAGUCAACGGCACCGGCCCGCCGCCGGCCGAACGGCGCCAGCCGGGCCACGAGCGACGCGAGCCGCCGUCCGACCGCUGGAAGGCGACGCCGGAGCGGCGCGAGCCGCCGCCGGACCGGUGGCAGCCGGCGCCCGCCGAUCGGCGCCAGCCGCCGCCCAUCUCGCCCGUCGAUCUGCUUGCCUCGCCCGAUGGCGACAAGUCGCUCGAGGAGCUGGUCAAGAACUUCGUGCAGGAAGACAAGGCGCGCCGCGGCGGCCCCGGCUCGCCGAACUCGCCGCCGGCCGGCUACCAGACGCUGCCGGCCGGCCGGGCAACGGCGGCGGCGGCGGCGGCAGCGGACGCGCAGCAGCGGCCGUACCGCGGCGCCAAGACGGCGCCCGGCCGGCUCGCCUCGGGCGUCAAUUCGCGCCUGCAGGUCAGCGCCAACGGGCAGACGCGCGUGCUGGAGGUGUCGGCCGACGAGCCGGAUGACGGUACGGCCACCUGGCCGCUGAAGGCACGCGGCCGGCCGCAGAUCCAUACGCCGGUGCCGCCGCCGGAGCCGUCGGUGGCCGCCGCCGAGCGCGCCGCCGACGCGGCGCUGGCCCAGGUGCGCCAGGAGGAGGCGCGGCUGCGCUCGGCGCUGCAGAGCGGCGCCGUGAUCGCGGCGCCGCGCGCCGGCAGCCCGGGCGCGCGGCCCGCCGCCGGCGACGGCGUCGCUAUGUCCACCGUCGACUACGCCAAGCAGCGCUUCCAGGACCCGCAGACGCGCUCGCGCGCCGCCCAGCGCCUGGAGGACUCGCGCUCGCUGGCGGUGCGCGGUGGCGCCACCGGCGCGCAGGUGACGGAGGCGCGCUCGCGCUACGACAACGGCCAGAUCAACAUCACCGACUCGCAGUGGCGCUCCGAGUGGCUGCCGGCCCGCUACGCCGUCGACCCGGACUCGGGCGUGCUGCUGCCGGCCGAGCCGUGGCGCCGCAAGCGCGCGCUGCUCAAGGCGGCGGCCGGCGACCAGCCGCGCACCGUUUCGCCGCUGCCGCACCCGCAGCUCACGGAGGAGCAGAAGCAGCACAUCCGCGACCGCACGCUCUCGCCGACGCCGUACAACGCGGCCGGCGUGGCCAUCCGGCCGUUUCUGACGCAGGGCUCGGUGGCCGAGCGGGUCUCGAUCUUCGAGAAGUGCCCGACCGAGUUGCGCCAGCGCGCCGGCACCGAGAUGCAGGACAAGCUCAAGCAGCCGGCCAUCGCGGCCUGGCGCGCUCAGAACGAGGUCAAGGACAAGGCGCAGACGUACGGCCGGGACAAGGAUGGCAGGAGCAGCACGGAGUCGCCCACCGCCUCGCCCAAGUCACCGCCGCGGCGGCCGGCCAACGCCCGCGCACAGAAGAACGCGCUCAUACCCAGUGGUCCAUUGAAGCGCUGCGUCAUGAGCGUUUGGGGCUCGAUCUCAUCCAAACACCGCGGCACCGGCCGCUCGGAGGCGCGGCCGCCGGCUUGUUCCACUUCCCGUCACGGCCGGCCCGAGAGCCGGGAGAAGCUGGAGGCGCAGCUGCAGAAGAUCGCGCAGGCCUUCUCCUCCUACCCGGGCGGGCAGGUGCCCAAAGACAAGUUUGCCGCCAUCGCCAAGGCGUGCGAGCUGCCGCUCUACUGGAAGGUGCCGCUGUUCCUGGCGGCCGGCGGCGAGAAGACCGGCCACGUCACCGCCACCGCCUUCCUCGACUUCUGGAAGAGGCUGCUGGCCACCUCACACGACCAGGGC
This is a messenger RNA of Pollicipes pollicipes, 1971 nucleotides long. RefSeq lists its product as uncharacterized. The transcript has 8 exons. Gene Ontology annotation, molecular function: protein phosphatase regulator activity. The record is from RefSeq and is a predicted model, not a curated record. Gene Ontology annotation, cellular component: protein phosphatase type 2A complex. NCBI's taxonomy places the organism in Eukaryota, Metazoa, Arthropoda, Thecostraca, Pollicipedomorpha, Pollicipedidae. The annotation marks the transcript as partial. Gene Ontology annotation, biological process: protein dephosphorylation.